GCGGGAGCAAAGCGGGACUUAGGAAGAACUCUCGCGAGAGCUGCACCAGGCAACGGCGCAGCAAGAUGGCGGCGCCGGAGACGGAGGUGGUGGCGGCGGCGGGUCCCGCGUCCGGCCCUGAACAGCAAGUGACCAGCAAUGGAACUGCAGGGGGAGGUGAAGCGGUUGCCGAGACCCAGCAGCAGAACCAGCCCCAACAGCAAGCUCCAAAUGCUUGGCAGGUCAUCAAAGGAGUCUUGUUCAGGAUCUUUAUCAUUUGGGCCAUCAGCAGUUGGUUCCGUCGUGGGCCGGCACCACAGGAUCCAACCAGCGCUGGCGGAGCACCCAGGGCGCCCAGCCGCAAUCUCUUUCCUAAAGACACUUUAAUGGAUCUUCAUGUCUAUAUAUCAGAGCAUGAGCACUUUACAGAUUUCAACGCUACCUCCGCGUUGUUUUGGGAGCAGCGGGAUCUUGUCUACGGGGACUGGACCAGUGGCGAGAAUUCCGACGGGUGCUAUGAACACUACGGAGAGUUAGAUAUUCCGGAGAGCGUUCAGCACAACGGCUCCAUGUACAUCCACGUGUAUUUUACGAAGAGCGGGUUCCACCCCGAUCCGAAACAGAAGAACCUGUACAGGCGACUCGCCACGGUCCACACGUCUCGAAUGAUAAAUAAGUAUAAGCGCAGACGGUUCCAGAAAACCAAGAAUCUGCUCACGGGGGAGACAGAAGCGGAUCCCGAAAUGAUAAAAAGAGCUGAAGAUUACGGCCCCGUGGAGGUGAUCUCACACUGGCACCCAAACCUCACCAUCAACAUUGUGGAUGACCACACACCAUGGGUAAAGGGCAGUGUUCCUCCGCCUCUGGACCAAUAUGUGAAAUUUGACGCGGUGAGUGGCGACUACUACCCCAUCUUGUACUUCAACGAUUACUGGAACUUGCAGAAGGACUACUUCCCUAUCAACGAGACACUGGAGCGCCUUCCUUUCCGACUGUCCUUCUGCCCGCUGUCACUGUGGCGAUGGCAGCUGUAUGCUGCCCAGAGCACCAAGUCCCCCUGGAACUUCCUGGGGGAGGACUUGUAUGAGCAGUCGGAUGAGGAGCAAGACUCCGUGAAGGUUGCACUAUUAGAAACCAAUCCCUACCUUCUGGCGUUGACAAUUAUUGUUUCCAUUGUACAUAGCAUUUUCGAAUUCCUCGCUUUCAAAAAUGAUAUUCAGUUCUGGAACAGCAGGCAGUCCCUAGAGGGGCUCUCUGUCCGCUCAGUAUUCUUUGGAGUAUUCCAGUCACUCGUGGUCCUUCUCUACAUCCUGGACAACGAAACUAACUUUGUGGUGCAAGUCAGCGUCUUCAUUGGGCUCCUGAUCGAUCUCUGGAAGAUCACAAAAGUUAUGGAUGUCAGGCUGGAUCGGGAAAACAAAAUUGCCGGGAUCCUCCCACGCUUGACUUUCAAAGACAAAUCGACGUACAUCGAAUCGUCUACCAAAGUCUAUGAUGACAUGGCUUUCCGGUAUCUCUCCUGGAUCCUCUUCCCCCUCCUGGGUUGCUACGCUGUUUACAGCCUCCUCUACAUGGAGCACAAGGGCUGGUACUCCUGGGUUCUCAGCAUGCUCUAUGGGUUCCUGCUGACUUUCGGCUUCAUCACCAUGACGCCUCAGCUCUUCAUCAACUACAAGCUGAAGUCUGUUGCUCACCUGCCCUGGCGGAUGCUCACCUACAAAGCCCUCAACACCUUCAUCGACGACCUGUUUGCCUUCGUCAUCAAAAUGCCCAUGAUGUACAGAAUAGGCUGCCUUCGAGACGAUGUCGUUUUCUUCAUUUACCUCUACCAGCGGUGGAUCUACCGGGUGGAUCCGACCCGCGUCAACGAGUUCGGGAUCAGCGGGGAGGACCAAGUAUCUCGGACCGCGACGCCGAGCGUUGCUCAGCAGGACGGUGGCCCUGCAGUGCUGGCCAACAGGGCCGUCAGGGCGGUAACGGAGGGCCCGGCAAACGGUGCCCCCACAGCAGCGACGGAGAGGGGAGCCGCCGACAUUCCCGCAGCCACCUCGGCGAGCUUGCCGGACGGCGCGGCCGAAGCACUCCCUUCGAAAACGGUGGAGGAGAAGAAGAAAGAUUAACCUGCUCCCGUGUUUAUUUUUUAAGAUCCCUAACCUGACACUCUCACUGUUGGAUAAUGGACAGAAAGCAAAAUGGGUGGGGGAGGCAAGCAGAGUUGCUUCGGCCCUCCAGGGUCCAAAGCGUUUUAUUCUCUAUUCCAGUAAACACGCGGCUGGGGCGGGUUUUCGGGAGGGGCCGGGGUGGGGUGGGAGGAAGACCGCUUGAAAUGUUGGUGGAGUUCGAUGUGAUAAGCUGUAUCCAUGAGAGAGAAACCUCACCUCACCCACCCACUUCCCCCCGCCCCUCCGUAAAUCUCUAUGUUUAAAAGCAAAACUCAAACCAGUAAUCAUUGUGACCUCCAUGCCAUUGUGCGGGUAUUUAGGACAUUGUUAUUAAGGAGUUUUCCUCCAAGUUGUGUCUCCGUUUCAUAAAGAGAGCUGAUGAUCAGAACAAAAGAUAGCAAAACACCGUUUCUCAUCAUUACAUCCUAAUAACAGACUCUGGAUUUAAUAAAUUCAUUUGGGUGUUUUAAGUUAAUAAUAAUAAUACACCAAAACGA
Podarcis muralis (Common wall lizard) is the source of this 2638-nucleotide messenger RNA. It is a transcript of the gene CLPTM1, whose product is annotated as CLPTM1 regulator of GABA type A receptor forward trafficking. Gene Ontology annotation, cellular component: membrane; endomembrane system. The record is from RefSeq and is a predicted model, not a curated record. NCBI's taxonomy places the organism in Eukaryota, Metazoa, Chordata, Lepidosauria, Squamata, Lacertidae.